AUGAUUCAUCGGCCGAUUUUCUUUUCUAAACGAGAACCCCGCGAGGUCGCCUUCCGAGAACUCAUCAUCCUACAAUCUUUCGAAACUCGUUUGGAAGCUGCAGGGAAAGACACAUGUUCCCCGGAAUGUUGGACGAAUAAAAAUAAACAUAUACAUGUACGCGAAAUCGGCGAGUUCCCCGCAUCAACUUGCUUCGGGUCCGAGCAGACGAGGACGGGGGUGGGGCUGAUUUCCAUCACUGGCGGCGGUGGACAAGGAUGUUCCCCGACGACGAAGCAACGAUCGAUCGAUCGAUCGAUCGAGUCAUCGCCACGUUCGACGACGCGAAAGAACGACUCGUCGCACCUUAUGACGGCUUUCUAUACUGCCCAUCAUCAGGGCCUCUGCGUUACAACGCUGGCUCUUGCUGCUCGCCUGGCGAGGGCAGCGACAUUGACGACGGCCUUGCCACCACCGACGACAGCACGAUAA
Notodromas monacha is the source of this 471-nucleotide messenger RNA. The record is from the annotation of a GenBank genome assembly. NCBI's taxonomy places the organism in Eukaryota, Metazoa, Arthropoda, Ostracoda, Podocopida, Cyprididae.